AUGGAAGUGGAAAACAGUCAAAAACAACACGAAACCUCCUCCUCCUCCUCAGCUGUCACACACUAUUGUAAGGUGUGCAAGCGGAGGUUUCAUUGCGCCGGAGCUCUGGGCGGCCACAUGCGCUCCCACGGCGUCGGGGAUCACCCAGACAAGCCCCACCUCGAAGAUGACUACGUUGUCAAGAGCUACCGGAGCAAGCCCCAGGCCGAGGGGCAGAAGCACUCUUACUUCCUGCGGACAAACACUAACCGUUUUGUCAGUAAUCGAGGAGGAGGAGGAGGAGGAGUUAAAGAUCAUGAUCAAUAUCAAGAUCAUCGGGAUAAUACAAUGUCAUCCUCGCCGUCCCGAGGGGACGGCGAGUAUUGUGCGUCCAGGGAGGAAGAGGAUCUGGCGAAUUGUCUGGUGAUGUUGUCCUCCAAUGGAUCAUUUGUUUCGUCCACGUACGAGGAAGACGAGAAUCAUAACCUACCGGAGGGAAAUAAGGCUAAGGAAAUGGAGAUCAACAACAACAAUAACAACAAUAACAAUAACAACAACAAAGGAUUGUUCCAAUGUAAGGCUUGUAAGAAAGUUUUCAAUUCCCACCAAGCGUUGGGCGGACAUAGAGCCAGUCACAAGAAGGUUAAAGGCUGCUACGCUGCCAAGCUCAACAACAUCAAUAACAACAACAACAACUCCGACGAUAAUGAUUAUUAUUUAGACGGUGGUGCUAGUGUGGGCCCCCAACAUUCCGAUUACUCUCUCCCCUCUCCUCCACCGCCGGCGGCCGCCGCACUCUCCAGAAAGCGAUCGAGGGUGCAUCAGUGUUCCAUCUGUCACCGGAUUUUCUCCUCCGGCCAGGCGCUCGGCGGCCACAAACGCUGCCAUUGGCUAGCGUCGGGGAUGACGGAGGCCACUCUCAUACAAAACUUCCAAGAAAUCGCAGCAUACGAUCACAGCAAAUCUCCGCCGUUAAUCUUCAAGAACCCGGCGUUCAUGGCUACUCCUCCUCCUCACCCAUCGCCGCUGGAUCUCAACUUUCCACCUCUGCUAUCUCAACCUGCCGGAGACAUAAGCAAAGCCGCCGCCCGGAAACCGGAGACACCGACAAGAAGCGGCUAUAUGAAACUAUGGGGAACCGAAGAACUCAGUACUAUUAAUACUAAGACGACCACCAACACCAAUUAUCACAAUCACCAUCAGAAUUCUCGAAACAACAUUAAAUUUGCUGAUGAGAAACCUAAGAUGAAAUCGCCAAAGCUAAGUGACCUAAAAGAUUUGAAAUUAGAUGGAGGAUCAGCUUCUGGGUGGUUGCAAAUGGGGAUUGCUUCUUCAACCCCUGCUUUAAUUUGA
Messenger RNA from Ipomoea triloba (trilobed morning glory), 1332 nucleotides. RefSeq names its product zinc finger protein ZAT5-like. The coding region runs from base 1 to 1332 and encodes 443 amino acids. The transcript has a single exon. The record is from RefSeq and is a predicted model, not a curated record. NCBI's taxonomy places the organism in Eukaryota, Viridiplantae, Streptophyta, Magnoliopsida, Solanales, Convolvulaceae.